This is a messenger RNA of Peronospora farinosa, 1356 nucleotides long. NCBI's taxonomy places the organism in Eukaryota, Oomycota, Peronosporomycetes, Peronosporales, Peronosporaceae. The record is from the annotation of a GenBank genome assembly.
AUGCUGCAACUGCAGCGCCUCAUGUUCCGUCGCUCUUGCGUGGAUGUCCAUGUGCGCUGCAUCUCGUCCAAAUUUGACGCUCGUCCGUGCGAGCUCAGUGCAACAGGCCAGCCGAGUCGGGUGCUUUUUGGUGCUAAAGUUGCUUCAGAGCAACUUGGCGCGUUAAGUCGCGCUAGCGGCAUGCACAAGGUGCUGGUUGUGCAUGACCGCGAUGCCGCCGCUGCCUCACGCACGCAAUUUGUCGAGUUUCUAUUGAUGCAGGCAGGCGUUCCAUGCUUCCAGUACACGCUGGAAAGAGACUGUGCCACGCUGGAUGGUGUGGACCACGCGGCUGCCAUGGCUCAACGUGUGGGCGCCGAUGGAAUUGUCGGCUUUGGUGGUGGCAAUACGAUGGACAUGGCUCGAGCUGUGGCAGUAGUGCUGGCCAAUGAUGGGUCUGCAGUGGACUUUGUGGUCGAUAGGAGCGAGGACAGCGAAAAUGAUGAGGUUAAGUUGCAGCAAGGAAAACUGCAGACCGUGCCACUGUUGCUCGUCCCAACCAUUGUAGGGAGUGGAGCGGAAAUGGCCAAGCGCACUAUGUUGCUGGACGAUGAUGCCGAGAAAAAGUUGCUCUUUGCAGCUGGGAGGGACAUUGUGCCUGAGGCGGUGAUCAUUGACCCGACAUUAAUGCUAACAGUGCCGCUGCAUUUGACGGUGCAAGGUGCUUUGACGGCUCUGGGUCAGUGUUUGGAGUCCUAUUUGCUGGGUGGUGCGGAUGACGCUUUGGCACUGGAAGGGAUGGAAGCCGUGGCGAAAGCUCUUGCUGCGCCGCUCAAGGAAGGAAAACUGGACCUCAAGGGAGCAAUUCUACGCGAGCAGUUUGCACUUGGCAGCUUGUUGUCGGGGAUUGCAGCCAACUCGUCGGGGGCAGGAUCAGCACAAGCGCUCGCGGUGUCAAUGGGUGGCAUCUCUGACCUUCCACACGCGCAGGUAGCCACAGCUUUUUUGCCAUUUGUUUUCGACCGGUAUGCUGAGCUGCUGAAGGAGAAUGAAGGCGAAUCGUCCUUUGACGAGCUGCAUGAAAAGCUAGAGGAUGCGGCCGACCGAUUAGCGGCAGCAAGCGGAUUCCAGGGCGACAACGUGGCCACGUGGCUGCGUUACGUCAUCAAGCGCUUUGAUUUGCCGACAGCGUCUACACUUGAGCUGGAGAAGGAUAUGCUGGACGGCCUUGUUGAUCGUGCUGCACAGUACCAGGACGAGUCGAUGGAAGUAUCUCGUAGCGAUGGAAACGGCGCUAUCAUGGAGAAGGAUGACUUGCGUGCUAUCAUUGACAGUGCUGUGCUGGUUGUGACACCUGCAAAGAGCAAAGACAAGUGA